AUGUCGGCAGACACACCGGCGCCGACUGCGGCGACAACGACGCUUGUGACGACGACCAGCCCUACCGAGCCACUUGUCACACAAUUCAAGCCGUCUUCUGAAUGCAAUGGCCGAUUUCGAGUUGCAAAGACGUCCACCUUUACGACCACGUCCAGAAAAGGCAUGACGGGGUACUUUCCAUACACGCUCUUCUUCUCCGACCUGUCCAAGGAUAAGACGUGCCAGCCGCCCGACUUUAUAAAAACUACGGGUAUAGAAACUCGCUAUCUUACAUUCAGUCCAGCAGUCUGUCCUAGCGGAUGGACCGCGUACGGAAUGCAUGUACACACUUGGGCAGACCCAGCACUCCACACAAUGUCAGAAGCAACCUGCUGCUUUAGUGGAUUUACAAUUGCAACGGCGGGAAACCCAUUCUUUCCAACACAAGGGUCCUAUAGCGCGCCGAUAUGUGAAUCUGUUCGUGCCGUUGCGACAGCGCCACGCGCAGCCCGUGAUAGAUUCUAUCACCACGCAUGGGUCGUGGACUGGGAGGCCGCUGAUACACCGCUCCUCAACCCUAGACCACCAGAGUUGCAGACAAACUGUAGCUAUCCUCUUGAGAUUUCGUCCUGGAUACCAGGUCAAGCAGUCAACGCACAGGCGAUCAAGGGAGGCUGUGCGGCAGGAGGCUCACCGCUGGCUGGCCCUGGAGGUGGAUCUUCAGGAUCAAGCGGCGUCUCGCUUACAAGCGUCGCGAUUGCAGUGCCGUUGGUCGUUGCGUUCUUGGCCAUUGGUUUCAUAUCGUGGUGCUGCUGUGGGUGUUGCCAGCGAACCGGAUACCACCAUACGACGAAUAAUUAUUGGUGGAACAACGAUCCGCAACCAGAGAGUGUCCCAAUGGGCGAAUAUGGAGGUGGUUAUGAGGGUGGAUGUGAGGGCGGAUACGAUGGAGGUGGUGGGUAUGACGGCGGCGGUGGUGACAGCGGAGGAGGAGGUGGUGGCAACGACUAA
Molecule: messenger RNA, 990 nt
Organism: [Torrubiella] hemipterigena
Lineage: Eukaryota; Fungi; Ascomycota; Sordariomycetes; Hypocreales; Clavicipitaceae
Source: the annotation of a GenBank genome assembly